UUGCUUAUAUUCUGUUGGCUCCUAUCCAAACAUAGAUCUGCUACAAUUUAGAUGUUUCACAGGUUAAAGCUUCACAGACCCAAAAGAAGAAUUACUGUGAGAUGGUUGACACAAUUUAAAGAUGUGUCCACAAAAUGAUCAAGAUGAAUGAAUCCAUGAAAAUACGUACUAACAGUGAACAGCCAUCUGCUCUGACUGGAUGCUGGAAGAAAUCAAGGAGAGAUCACAGGUUACACAGGAUUUGAACUGACACUUGACCUGAUGUGACAACAUGACUUUGGUUCAAGAUGCAUUAUGGGAAAAAGGAUCCAGUGCUUUUGGUAGCCUACAUGAUCAAUACUCUGAGGGAAAAAAAAUCUAAGAUAUCAUAUCCUCUGCUCCUUAAAUGUAGACAUUUUCAUCUGUAAAUCUGUCUCUUGUGGGAACCCAUCUUCAUGACAGGGUAAUACUAAAUUAUUUUCGUACCCCUUUAAUGUCAUGCUGAAUUUUCUUCUUCGUGAUUAAGUCUACACCCAAAGGUUUUACUUUGGCUUUCUGUGUCUGCAACUUGGAUUGGAUUCUUUGAGGCUUUAUCUUUCUAAUCCCUGUCACAUAAAAACUUGAGAAGGAUUUCCUUACAGACAGAAUAUUUCCUCCUAUCACACGCUACACUCCAAGUCCCAGAACUCUCUCUCUCUCUCUCUCUCCCCCCCUCUCUCUCUCUCUCUGAUUCUACUCUGGAUGUGGUCUAAAGAUGUGAAACUACAUUUAACUCUCAGGUGGUCAGCACGGAGCGUCAGUCUGCUCUCCUCUCCUCUCUCGUCCACUGGAGGGAAGCUUCCGACUCAACCACCGAGCAGAAUAACCCACCGACCAGUCUCCCAAACACAGAUUCUUGAGAGGAAAACAAUCUCCUGACUUGACCCGAAAAACUGCGGAUUGAAAAGGACAUGCGUCAAGCCAGAGCUACGAGGGGAACUCCUCAUAAAUGAGCAGAACUGUCAGAAGGAUUCGUCCCUCUUCUCGCUAUCCUGCUUUCCUCUGGUUGGCGUGCAGGACUGAAGCUUGCUUCACUGGACUUAUCGACAGACGAAUUAGCAGCCUGAUUAAACACGUUGACAGCCCCCUUUCUUUGCGUUCCUUUUUUACUGAGCAAAAAAACCUGCAAAACAUCAAUUUAUUGCAGCACUGAAGGACCUUUAUUUUGACAUCUUUGUAAUGCACGCGUUUGAGUCGCCCUGCUCUUGCACGCCUACUUCUGAGAAAUGCAUCGCUUCUGCACACGAAUCGUGCUCUUCUGACUUUUUGAAAGCGCGGCGGAUGCUGACAAUGUUUCUCACUCAGUCUGCAUAAGAGAUGGCGACCCAAAUCGCACCAAGUUCACGAGCGCCUUUCUCCACGUUUGCACCUGUUUGGAUGGAUAUUGCCAGUUUAUGCCACAGGUGAAUGAACAUCAGUGAUUAUUCGCUCAACAGAGAGUGCUUUUUGAGCUGUUUUCUGACUCAGAUCGAUCUUGUUGCUCGUUCACAAUGGAUCUCAAAGUAGAACCUGAAGAAAUGGACACGAAUCAGCCUCCACCCAUAGAAGUUUUCUCGCACAGCUCGACACUUCACGGGAUUUCUCACAUAUUCACGUACGAGCGCUUCUGCAUCAAACGCUGCCUGUGGGUCGUGUUUUUCCUGGGCUCCCUGACCUUUUUGCUGUUCGUGUGCGUGGACCGCAUCCACUUUUACCUCGAGUAUCCACACGUCACCAAACUGGAUGAGAUCUCGACCCCGAUCAUGACGUUUCCCUCGGUCACUUUCUGCAAUCUAAACGCCUUUCGCUUCAGCCGCGUGACGCGCAACGACCUGUACCAUGCAGGGGAGCUGCUGGCCCUGCUCAACCAGAGGUAUGAGAUCAGGGACCUGCAUCUUGUGGAGGAGAGCGUUCUGGAGAGCCUAAAGGUCAAAGCCGACUUUCACAAUUUCAAGCCGCGACCCUUUAACAUGAGGGAAUUCUACGAUCGAACCGGUCACGACAUCAACGACAUGCUGCUGUCCUGCCACUUUCACGGCACAGAGUGCAGAGCCGAGGACUUCAAAGUGGUCUUCACUCGUUACGGGAAGUGUUACACGUUUAACGCCGGCGAGGAUGGACGCCCUCCGCUCAUCACUACCAAGGGAGGUAUGGGUAACGGCCUGGAGCUCAUGCUGGACAUUCAGCAGGAUGAAUACCUGCCUGUCUGGGGAGAAACAGAUGAGACAUCAUUUGAAGCUGGAAUCAAGGUUCAGAUCCACAGUCAGGACGAGCCCUCCUUCAUUGACCAGUUCGGGUUCGGAGUGGCGCCCGGGUUUCAGACUUUUGUGUCCUGCCAGGAACAGAGGCUGAUUUAUCUCCCCCCACCCUGGGGAGACUGUAAGGUGACGGCCAUGGACUCGGACUUCUUUGAUAGCUACAGCAUCACAGCCUGUCGCAUCGACUGUGAGACACGCUACCUGGUGGACAACUGCAACUGUCGCAUGGUGCACAUGCCUGGAGAUGCACCGUACUGCACCCCCGAGCUGUACAAAGAAUGUGCUGACCCAGCUCUGGAUUUCCUGGUGGAGAGAGACAAUGACUUCUGUGUGUGUGAGACGCCGUGCAACAUGACCAGAUACAGUAAAGAGCUGUCCUUCGUCAAGAUCCCCAGCAAGGCCUCGGCCAAAUAUCUCGCAAAGAAAUACAACAAAUCUGAGCAGUACAUAAAGGAGAAUCUCCUGGUCUUAGACAUCUUUUUUGAAGCUCUAAACUAUGAGACUAUAGAACAGAAGAAGGCUUAUGAGGUGGCUGGACUUUUAGGUGAUAUCGGUGGACAGAUGGGACUUUUUAUUGGGGCAAGCAUACUCACCAUACUGGAGCUGUUUGACUAUCUUUAUGAGGUGAUAAAGUACAAGUUGUGUCGCUGUUCUGAUAGACAGCAACAGCAUGACAGCAACAACGACCAGGGCACGGUGCUGAGCUUGGACGACGUCAAGUGUCACGUCAGUAACUUUCACUGAGCUUCUGCAGCCAGAAGGAGGGUGCUCGUCCCUCUCUUGUCUCUGAGCAGUUUCAUGGACUUUGCUCGCUGCAGAACUUUCAGUCUUGCAGGAGCAACAGAUCAUAAUGCCCGAACUUUGCCUUUUGGGUGAGUUAUUGAACAUUGAGGGGAAUUUAACAUGUGGCUGAGGUCAGGAGAAGCCACGCAGAGAGCUGGACAGCAGAGACCAGUGAUCUACAUGACGUGAGGAAUUAAAAAAUAUUAGAAUAACUGCAUGGCUAUCUGUACAACAGCUUCAAGACACAGUAACAGAGACAGUAAAUGAGGGGCAUUUGGGGAGGUUCACAUGUGUUGAGUUAAUCAACGUUUGAUAUCCUGCUGUGUGGUUUUGUUUAUGAUCUAUUAGUUUAAAGAAAACUUUAAUUAAUUACAUUUAUUUGACAAAUUUGCUUUAACUUAAAACAAUAUUUAUAUUUGAGGUGUUUUUCAGAUUUCUGCAUGCGAGUAAUACACUUUUUAUUUUCUUCUUCAUUUUGUCCACUGAGAUCUACCUUUAUAAAUCUUUAUGACUUU
Molecule: messenger RNA, 3553 nt
Organism: Labrus mixtus (cuckoo wrasse)
Lineage: Eukaryota; Metazoa; Chordata; Actinopteri; Labriformes; Labridae
Product: acid-sensing ion channel 1-like
Exons: 10
Coding region: 1509-2999 (496 amino acids)
Biological process (GO): sodium ion transmembrane transport
Cellular component (GO): membrane
Source: RefSeq, a predicted model, not a curated record